Tachysurus vachellii is the source of this 2950-nucleotide messenger RNA. It is a transcript of the gene pkp1b, whose product is annotated as plakophilin 1b. NCBI's taxonomy places the organism in Eukaryota, Metazoa, Chordata, Actinopteri, Siluriformes, Bagridae. The record is from RefSeq and is a predicted model, not a curated record. Gene Ontology annotation, molecular function: cadherin binding. The coding region runs from base 106 to 2247 and encodes 713 amino acids. The transcript has 13 exons. Gene Ontology annotation, cellular component: nucleus; cytoplasm; adherens junction. Gene Ontology annotation, biological process: cell-cell junction assembly; intermediate filament bundle assembly; cell-cell adhesion.
CUUCAGGCUACCUGAGUCAGUCAGGAGGAGAAUCAGGGACGUAGGAUCACACAUCCGUUUGUCUCAGUUCUCGUGUGCAUUCGUGGCAACAAACUAGUGUCCAAAAUGACACUGGAACCCUUGAGAUCGGCUUUAUCUCUCGGGGAGAUUGGAGAGACGUCGCUGGCGCUUCCGUCAGACGGGGAUUCCCACACGGGCAAGCGGCGCGUCAUGGAGCAGGUUAGCACCAUGAGAAAGAGCAAGAGCAAGUACAGAGGAUCAGCAGGAACACUGUCCCCCACCAGCCCCAAGAGUGACAGUGUCUUUUACGAAAGCAAGUUUCCUUCUUUUACAACAAAUGGAUCGGACUUGCAUGAGAGCACUUUCGCAAAUGGACAUGCAAAAAUGAGGCAACAGAAGCAGGGCAUGAUGCAGAGGAGUGUUAGCACAAGGUCAGCCAACUAUCACAGGGUUCAAAAUAACAGUAUGUUACCGAGCAGCCUUCCUGCUAUAACCCAACCCUAUGCGGACCUCUAUGCCAAUCAAGGGGCCAUGAAUACUAACACCACCCGUUGGAGCCAGAAUUUCAGGCAUUCAAAAAGCAUGGACAAGAGUCAAGUCCAAUCUCCACUCACCAACCCUGUACAAGUGAAAGGGAACAACAGCUUUCAGAGCACCAGCAAUCAAUUCUUUGCCAGCAAUACCAUCAACAAGAGACCUCCCUCUGCCCACUCAAACUCUGAGCCCAAGCUCUCAGUGGCAAGCAGGACAAAGAGUGAAAUGAACGGAAUGAAUGGAGAGGCAAACAUGUAUAGUGUCACAUUAGUAGACGCGAUAGUAAUGAUCACCCAUGGGGAUGAAAGGCAGCAGCUGCAUGGAGCUUCCGUUAUUCAGCAUAAAACAUUCACAGAUGACAAGGCCAAAGAAGAGGUAUUGAAGCUUAAUGGCAUUGCUCAUUUGGUGGCCUUGCUUAGCAGCUCGAACCCUGACAUCCAACUGACGUCUGCCUCUGCAUUGCGUAAUCUUGUCUUCAAAAAUUCAGCCAACAAGGAGGAGGUACGGCGCACAGGAGGGUUGAACGUGGCUUUGCAGCUACUCCGAGACACUAACUCAGCUGAAACUCAGAAACACGUAACCGGUCUUCUGUGGAACCUAUCUUCGGAGGAAAGCAUUCAACCUGAUCUGCUACGACAGGCUCUUCCGGUUCUUACUGAGACAGUGCUGCAGCCGAAUGCAGACACCUCAGCCAUUGGGUCUGAAGUUGAAUCUCGCACUGAGAGCUUCUGCAAUGCCACAGCAUGUCUACGAAAUCUCAGUUCUGGCAAACUGGCAAACCGGCAAGCCUUGCGUAACUGUGAGGGCCUGAUUGACUCACUAGUCAAACACUUGCAGUCUUCUAUGGACAACAGCCAGCUGGAUGAUAAGUCUGUGGAGAAUUCUGUGUGCGUUCUGCACAACCUCACCUAUCAGCUGGAAACCGAGGUGCCUGCUUUGUUUAGCAAGAUAAACAACCAGGCUAUGGCUUCUGAAAGCCGCGCUAACGCCGCUGACACCGGCCCUAUCGGCUGCUUUAGCAACCAGAGCCGCAAGAUCCAGCAAGAGACCAACAUCGAAUCCACAAUGAUAGAUGACUUCGAUCCCAAAGGCAAGACCCAACUUAUUCACUCAAAGACGCUGCAGUCUUAUCUGAAACUGCUGGACUCGAGUCAGAACACAAACAUUCAGGAGGCGUGCUGCGGAGCUCUGCACAACCUCACUGCCAAGAAGGGCAUCGUGUCAGAUGUGAUGAGUUACACCAUUGUCCAGAGGCUGAAUGGUCUAAAGUACCUCUGUCCACAUCUACAAUCACAGAAUUUGUCCCUGAAGAACGGCAUCACCACACUGAUGGGGAACCUGUCUCGAAUUCCCUCACUGCACAAAACUCUAGCUCGUCAGGCUCUUCCCAAUGUCGUCAAGACUUUGAAAUCUGACAUUACUCCAGAAUCUGACAGCGCCAUGGCAGUAGCCUGCCACACGGCAAACAACCUGCUGAGGGCGGACCCUGAGCAGGGAAAGACGUUACUGAGCAAUGACCUGAUCAACUCGCUCAAUAACAUGAGUCAAAACAUAACCCUGCCGAAGGCCAGUAAGGCAGCAGGAGCUCUCCUUCAUAGCCUUUGGUCUGACAAGACUCUUCAGAGUUUCCUCAAGAAGCAAGGGAUGACUAAGAACUUCUUUGUGAAUGAUAUAACUUCAGCUGCAAUUAGGUCUCUUCAUAUUGUUGAGUAAACUGAUCAUCAUGCCGGUGACUUCAACAAAUAUCCAACUCUACAUAACAGCUACAGAAAAUAACUUGCUUAACUAUACACAUGAAAUAAAUCAGAUAUUCCUGUCCGCUUUGAAUAUAAAGAACUGCAAAGGUAAAAAAAGGAAAAAGCAGCUAAGGGGAAUGUAAAUGAGCUUCACAGCUCUGAGUUUGCACAGAAAUUGGGAAAAAAAAGUGUAUUUCUUUUCUUUAUUUCAAAUAGAUUCUUUUUGUGUUGCAUGGAAGCGCCAUAAUGGGAACAUAUUACGUUUUUUUAUUACAUUUAUUACAUUGCAUCUAGUUGAUGAAUUUCUGUUUUGAGUUUGAUGAUGAUAUUCUGACAUGGAUCUGCCUACAUGAGAGGGGAUAAACUGCAACUUUUCAUACCUUUUUAUUUGAAAUAAAUGUACAUGAAUAAAAAUGGAUAAAUGUCUCAAAGAUUUAAGUUUUGGUUCCUGCCAACCCAAUACAGUUAGCCUUAAGGUGAGGUAUAAGACACCAAGGUAUUAUUAUGCAUAUUCAUGUUUUUUUUUUUUUUUCAGAUUCAUUACAUUUUAAUAAUUUUUCACUUGAUCUUACCGUUUGAAGAGGGUGUCUUUGUAAUUGCUCAUUUUAUUCAAGUCUCAUGUUUGAGUUGUUAAUAUCAAAUUUUUUCAGCAGAAACCAAAUAAAGCUUUUUGAAAUGGU